This is a messenger RNA of Cetraspora pellucida, 786 nucleotides long. The record is from the annotation of a GenBank genome assembly. NCBI's taxonomy places the organism in Eukaryota, Fungi, Glomeromycota, Glomeromycetes, Diversisporales, Gigasporaceae.
AUGGCUGGUCUAAUUACUUUCAAAUUUUUGAGAUAUGAUAUAACUGCUGCAUUAGCAGAAUUCUUAGGAACUGCAUAUUUUUUAUUUAUGGGUGUCGGAGGUGCUAUGGCUUUUGGUACUUCUUCAAUUGGUAGUGUUGGAAUUCCAUUUUCAUUCGGAUGGUCACUUAUGGCGAAUGUCUUCAUUUGGAGUCCAAUUUCAGGAGGAGUAUUCAAUCCUGCCAUAACUAUUGGUCUGAUGGCUAUCAAGAGAUUGACAAUUUUACGAGGUACUCUGUACAUCAUAGCUCAAUUCUUGGGUGCCCUCUUUGGAUCAUUCCUUAUAAGAACUCUCAUACCUGGUGCUGCUAAUGGUGCCACUACGUUGGCCGCUAAUACAACAGUUGCUCAAGGUUUCUUUUUGGAAAUGUUUGCAACGUCUGUCUUAACAUUUGCUGUGCUCUUUAUUGCCAGUGAAUCAAGAAACCAAGGUUUCAUGGGACCAUUUGUAGUUGGUAUUUCCUUAUUCAUCUCAGCACUAUCUGUUGGUCCAUUCACCGGCGCUAGUUUGAAUCCUGCACGAACCUUUGGUCCUGCCAUAGUUUUCGGAGACUACGGUAAUGGUCAUUGGAUUUAUUAUAUUGGUACCACUGCGGGUAGUUUACUGGCUGCUGGAUAUUGGUAUUUGUUCGAUAAAUUGGAUUUUAAAACAGUAUCGAAAACCGGUGCUGUUGAAGAAGAAAAACAUGACGUCGAUGAAGGACCAAAAGACAUGUCUUAUAAAUAUAUACCUGAUAUUGCCGAAUAA